AGUCGAACAAAAUAACUACAACACAUUCUCCUGAACACCAUGCCAAUAGAAAGGUAGAUGAUCCAACAUGCCUAGGGAUCGACCCGCAACAACGGGCUACGCUCGAAUAGCCCAGGCCGAAGAAUCGGACUCAGAAAAUGAUGAUCUGGCAAACAGCUAUGCCUCCCUCCAACCAGCAGGCGCACCACGCUUUGCAUCCAUCACACAACCCCGCGCCCAUGGUGGCAUGUACACAGAUGGAGCGAACUCUCCGACUACCUCACGCAGACCUCGAAAUCGGAGACGCAUGCGGAGCAAUUCCUCGGGCGUAGAUAUCAAGGCUAUCAAUGCAAGGCUGGAACGAUGGGCGGAUGAAAUAGCUUCGAAGUUUAAGAUCAAUAAGGUCAAGGGCAAAACGGAAGAAGAAGAGAAGCUGGAGAUACACCAUUCUGUUUUUCAGGCUCCAGAUGGCAUACGGCCUGCGACGGCCGAAACACUGGCCUCCGAUGCUGAUAAUGGGAGGAUGACGAAAGCGGAGUUCGAGGAAGUCGUGGAGAGUGUUCGAAUUGCCAUUGAGCAGGGAAUGCAUCCCAAGAUGAUUACACAGGGUAGUUCCGGGAGCUACUUCGCGCGGAACAGUGAUGGUAAGGUUGUUGGUGUCUUCAAGCCCAAGGACGAGGAACCAUAUGCGGCGGGCAAUCCUAAAUGGAACAAAUGGAUUCAUAGGAAUCUGUUUCCAUGCUUCUUCGGCAGAGCGUGCCUUAUUCCCAAUCUCAGCUACGUCUCCGAAGCUGCUGCAUAUACACUGGACUGCCGGCUGCGGACGAAUCUCGUCCCUUACACAGACAUUGUACAUCUCUCCUCGAAAUCAUUCCAUUACGACUUUUGGGAUCGGCGGAAUUUCUACAGAAAGAAGAAGGCAUUUCCGCCGAAGGUUGGCAGUUUUCAGGUAUUCUUGAAGGGUUUCAAGGAUGCGAAUAUUUUCUUGCGAGAGAAUCCCUGGCCGGAUCAUCUCAGUGCAGGCUACAGACCUUCAGAUGCUCCAAGGAGAAAGAACAAAGCAUGGAGAGAGACUUGUAGACCUAAUGGCGCUAGGUCAGACGACGAAGAUGAUGAAACAGAGAACAACCCUACACCUCCUUUAGAUGGACAGAAUAGACGUUUCAUUUGGACAGACACACUUCAACAGUCUUUUAGGGAAGAGCUCGAGAAGUUAGUCAUUUUGGAUUACAUUAUGCGGAACACGGAUAGAGGAUUAGACAACUGGAUGAUAAAGGUGGAUUGGGAGACCCAGGAUGUCUCUAUUGUGUCCGAGCCUGUUCAGAUGAAUCCUCGGGAGGAGGAGCGUUCACCGCGAUUGGUAUCGGCGGACAAUUUGGGGGCUCAUCCAUAUCGUGUUCAGCAGCCCAUGGAAGCUACUAGCAGAUCUGCAACUCCUUCGAAGGUUGGCGGCCCAACAAUGUCCAUUGGCGCCAUUGAUAACAGUCUUUCCUGGCCGUGGAAACAUCCAGAUGCGUGGAGAAGUUUUCCAUUUGGUUGGCUCUUCUUGCCAGUAUCACUUAUUGGCCAGCCGUUCUCUCAGAAGACUAGGGAUCACUUCCUACCACUUUUGACCUCCAAACAAUGGUGGAGCGAGACUCAACUAGAACUGAGGAAAGUCUUCAGUCAGGAUGCCGACUUCCAAGAGAGGAUGUUCGCGAGGCAAAUUGCAGUCAUGAAAGGGCAAGCAUGGAAUGUUGUCGAAACCCUCAAACUGGCUGAUCAUGGACCCCUUGAGUUGACCAGGAGAGCUCGUGUCUGUGUCUGGGAUGACCUUGUGGAUAUCCCAGUUGCAGUACCCCUGCGUGUCCCGUCUGCAGAAAUGCGGAGGAGACAUGAUCUGGGGCUGAACAAAGAUCUCCACGAGACUGAAGAGAUGGAUAUCAGCGCAGCCAACUCCUCAGCACCACCACCUGCCGACCUACUUGGCCUCGGUCUUGCAAGUCCAUCGACAGAGCUGCCAAAUCCCAAUCGUUUCAGUCUCUCAAGUCCGAGAGCAAGCCAGGAGAUCUCAUCACCUCCAGCUGCAGAUUCUACCAUUCAAGCAGAUAGCCGUAAGAACAGUCAGGUCAAAUUCUCAGACCGUCCAAUAUACAACCAUUCUCGAGCCCGGAUGAGCUACGAUGGACCACCGAGAUCACCAGUCGCCACCCGGGAGAGACGAUUUUCUUUCACCAACCGUAGCCGAAGAGGACCGGUGUUGUACGAUGACGAUCUGGAAGGCGAUCUGGGGUAUGCGGCUGCAGAAGGAAUGGAAGGCAAUCAGCGGAAGGUUAUUGUAGAGCGGCUGGAGACCGUGAAGAGUAAAAACCCGGUGUUUACAUGGUGUUAGAUGAAAAGAGAGUAAAUUGGUUCAGUUGUAUCAUAACAAAGAAUAGGGUUGGGAGUACAUGAGGCGAGGCGUUGGUUGAUGCGUGUUGCAUACGGCUCUAGAUACUCAGCAUGCAUGUAUAAUUGAAUUGGGUGUUUCGGUUUUCUUUCAAGGCAUUUGUUGUCUGCUUGUAAGACCUCCUGCAGUUACUGGAGAGAUGGUCAGUCUCUCAAGUCCAAGACCUGAUCAUUUUACCCAAACUGAUGUCGACUCUUCCAGCCCCAAGUCGUACAACACGGAUGCGAGGUCUUCAAUUGACAAAGACAAUUUGCCCACGUUCAAGGAAGUCAAGCUUCGAAAAUACGAUACGCGUGCGAGUAUAUGAGACAAGCCCGUACUCCUUCUUCCCUCUCUCACGACCGAUCAUCUAGUAGCUAGCUAGCUGAUAUCACAAUGUCCUACGAUUCAACUCACUCGUCACGAAUGGUAGACAUACCUUCCAUGGUGUCUGCUAAAUUUUUCUGUUCUGUUGCAAUUCUUACAAAGCAGUAUCCGAGAUACAUCUGCAGCGCGCCAACCUGCACUUUGCCACCUGUGAGUCGAGUGUGAAUGACGGAGUUCCGCUCAGAGGUGUGGAUGGGCUACUGUGAAAAGGACGAAGAGGCUUCAUGGCAGGGUGGCAAGAUCGAGCCUUGAGUAGGUCUGUUGGCACGGCAACUUACCUUCUUUCUGUUUGCACAGGAAUUCCCAGCUUCUUGAGAUUCUUGAUUCGAUACUUCGUGACCAGGCACAAGAAGAAAGACAACCUGCGCUUCACAUCACUGCUUCUCUUUGCUGCUCCUAUCACUACUUGUCAACGUUACCGAGGACUAUUUACAACGUGGCAAACUCGCAAGGCUCGGUCUCGACUUGCACUUAAAGACAAUUCUCGGUGUUUGAAAGCCAAGACGAACUUAAGUACCAUUGUCCAGGUUUCAUUUCGCCUUUCCCGUCUUCUUCGUCCUCUCUAGGUGAAAUGCCCCGCCGUUCACCUCACGCAACACAACGCCUUCUGGGAUUCUCCUGUAGGUAGCUCGCCAAGAGACAAGCCAAGAUACCUACUAAUGCAUCUCCUACCUCGCCUCUCGCCUCUCGCAUCUCACGCACUGGUAUUCGUUCACCUAAGCGCCUGUGACUGGGAUUGGCUUGUGUAUCUACUUACUUCCGGCCGUAAGUAUCCAUGAAAAUCACGCAGUCCUUGUACAUUAUCUAGGAAACAGACGAUAAGGGGGGGGGAGCGGGGCUUGAAUAGAGAAUCUCUGCAGUGUCGAUCUUUUGCCGCGCUCUUGUUUCAUUCACACGACGACUGGAAAUCCGGAAGGUUAUUGGGAGAAAAUACGAUACCCGAUAUCCCGGGCGACUUCUUCUGGGACGUCAAAAGCAAAUACCUUGCCCGUACGCACGAGGCGAGGACGAUGGGAGUUGCGGGUCUAUGCAUAGGAUGAUAUUAAAGAUCUUGGAGUUUUUUCCGGUGAGUAAGAGGUCAAGUAGGAAGAUAUCAAACGUUCCAGUAAUUGGCGAAGCUAGACUAGUUGAAGUCUACAACUUCGUUCCUUGGCGUAUGGAAUGUUCAUCCCAUCUAGGGUUCACUACUCUGAAGUAACAAUCCAUUCCUUUUUAUACUUUCGCGUUCGGCUUCUAGUGGGGGACUGGCAUAUUGUUGCCUCCUUUAAGACUGGUGUGGCACAAUGCUAGAUUGGAAUCCUAAUUUGAGGAACACUUUGAGAGCCAUUUUACGAACAAGCAGUACCUAGUAGAAAGUCACCGAGAUACAAGUCGCAGUUCUGCAUUUCCAAAAUCCCAUUGGAGGCAGGGUCAUGCAGCAUUGCAUCAGUAUUCAUGGACAUUUACGUGAAAUUCCAGUGCAAAAACUGAGCGUGCCCUGGCUAUGCUGCUCCUGUAGGAGACGAGAGGAGCUCCGUAUUCUCUCCCUCACUUCUUUCGCGCUCUAGACCAGACAUCCAUCUACCUGCAUCUGUGUGUGGUUCGGAGAUACGACAAGUAGCGUACCCAAUCCCGCAACCAAGGACCACGAAGCACGAGUUGAAUUCCAUAAACUUAUGUCCGGAUGUACUCCGCCGAACUGCGUGUGGGUGUGGCCAUGGGCCAUGGUUGUAGCGGAGCGCGGGCGGAUUCCAUCACGACCCCGCCACACUCACGCUACCUUACAUACCUUACAACUCUGUUACUGUAACUCCGUACAGACCUUGUUGUGGGCAGGGCGCGCGCGCAGCAUCGAACCAGGGACGUUCGGAUGCCUCGCACAGCAAGCAUGCAUGCGUGUGAUUCCAGUCAGAAGGUCUUCAAAUUCGUGUUCACUGACGUACAAGGCGCUCCCCUUGUUGCGAUUGUAAAUGCAUGCCAAAUACACUGAUAGGCAGGCGACGAUCACUUCUCUGGUGUCAGGAACACUCAGGAUCCCAAAGCACGAGGGGAGGUAACUUUCCUCCGCCCUGGAUGUGACGAGUAGACGAGAACCUUUGUGCGCGGUGCUCGGAGGAUAAAGAAUUGCGGAUUCGCGUCGGUCGGGGUCUUGGGUGCUGGUGACGCAAGUUAACCCCCCUGAGCCAGAGAACGCGACGGAAGGCAAGGCUGCGACUUGCUUCCUACCUUAGCAUGGGCGACCAGGCUGUCAACAGGGCUCCAGCUUCCCAGCGAGUGCCGGAAAGGCUGGAGAUGGUUGCGGGAUUUGUGGAAGUUUUAACUUUUUUAAUUCUCAUGUUUGGGUUUUGUGUUUCAUCACGAUAAUGGUUGCGAUAGUACGGACUCGGGGAGAGAAGAUUUGGUAGUAUUCAAUUUUUUGGAUUCGUUCCACCACCGCGAUUCAGUAAAGUACCGGAAGUAACUGCUAGAAGACGAGUG
This is a messenger RNA of Cadophora gregata, 5230 nucleotides long. RefSeq names its product phosphatidyl inositol kinase (gene LSB6). Gene Ontology annotation, cellular component: plasma membrane; lysosomal membrane; endosome. The transcript is spliced from 3 exons. Bases 68 to 2350 code for a protein of 760 amino acids. The record is from RefSeq and is a predicted model, not a curated record. Gene Ontology annotation, biological process: phosphatidylinositol phosphate biosynthetic process; endosome organization; Golgi organization. Gene Ontology annotation, molecular function: 1-phosphatidylinositol 4-kinase activity. NCBI's taxonomy places the organism in Eukaryota, Fungi, Ascomycota, Leotiomycetes, Helotiales, Ploettnerulaceae.